CAAAUUUCACACACAUGAAUGUACUCGAUGUAGAAAAAUCCAACCUGGCCAAAACGUCCUUUGCUUAGACCACCAGAUUCCAAUAGAUACUUUCCUUUCCACUUCGUCCUCAUUCCUCAACCGUCAAAAAACGCCAACUUGAUUACCGCGAAAUUAAAUAAAUAAAUAAAUAAAUAAAAAUACGUAAUAGAUUUGGGGGAAAAUUUUCCCAGAAAAAUCCCCAAAAAAUAAGAACGCCAUUCCUAGGGUUUCUAAUUUGGGUGAUAGUGAAGGAGCAAGGAAGGGGGAAAAAAAAUGCACAGAACCAAUGUAUACGAUCAUUGCUCAAGCUCCUGAUUUGAGGGCUCUUAAUCUGAAUCAUCACCGCCGUCUUCCUCCUCCUCCUCCUCGGAUUAAUCUCAUGCUCAGCUCCGCCUCGUUAAAUUGCGCCCGCCUUCAAAGACCUUUGCCCUUCCUUUCAACUCCUCGGAAUUCAAGGGUUCCGAAAUUAAGUCUAGAAAUCAAAUCCUUAGCUCCACUCACUCAUAGCUUACGAGUUUCCGGCCAUCAUUGCCGACCCGUUAAGAAAUGGAAAAUCUCUUGCUUCAGAAAUGAUGAUUCGGCUGGGACAAAUCCAGAGUCCAUCGAGGACGGGAUGCUACGGGAAGAAUUGCAAAAAUCGGAAUGUGAAAACCCAAAUGCUGCGGGAAAAAAUUGGACUUCAAAUCUCAAAGUGUUUACAGAUGCUGUGCUGGGAGUCUUUGGAAAGCCUUGGGCUGUUCCUUGGACGGCAGAUACCAUCGUACAGGUUACACUCCUUUGGGUUGUCUCAUUCUGGUUCGUAGGCAAUUGGAUGAUUCCAUUUGCAGCUCACAUGGUGGGAUUCAACAAGGAAUCAUUGACUUAUAGAGGACAAGCUCUGUUCAGUCUUUUAACUGAUGUUGCCGAAGGACUAGCUGGAAUCUUAAUUCUUCACCGAUGUCUGUCUAGAUUUCGUCCCCUUCCAAAGGAUUGGUUCAAAUUUAGCCUAAAAGGCAAGUGGUUAUUUGACGUAGUCAUCGGAUGCCUUAUGUUUCCGUUGGUCAAUAGGCUAUCCCAAUUAAACCUCGAUCUGCUACCUAUUUUACCUUCGACGCCCGUAACUCUUUCGAGCGUUGAGCAUUCAAUCAUGGCAAGGGAUCCAGUAGCAAUGGGGUUAUACGCUUUAGUACUCGUAGUGUGUGCUCCCUUGUGGGAAGAAAUAGUGUUCCGGGGUUUUCUUCUACCUUCCCUGAGUAAGUAUAUGCCUGUUUGGUGUGCUGUUUUAAUGAGUUCGGUGGCUUUUGCUUUAGCACAUUUUAAUGUACAGAGAAUGAUUCCUCUAAUUUUUCUUGGGGUAGUGAUGGGUGUAAUUUAUGCACGUUCUAGGAAUCUGCUACCAUCAAUUCUCCUGCAUAGUUUGUGGAAUGGUUUUGUAUUCUUAGAUUUGAUGAAAUAAAAGAUCAUUAUGUUCUAAAUUUCAGCUUAAACUAUAUCUUUCUUUUUAUUUGAUCAAACACAAGAGACUAGGAGAUGGGUGCCCAACUGUAUUUGAAUUUGAGGG
This is a messenger RNA of Oldenlandia corymbosa var. corymbosa, 1561 nucleotides long. The record is from the annotation of a GenBank genome assembly. Lineage: Eukaryota; Viridiplantae; Streptophyta; Magnoliopsida; Gentianales; Rubiaceae.